This is a messenger RNA of Osmerus eperlanus (European smelt), 6040 nucleotides long. RefSeq names its product dihydropyridine-sensitive L-type skeletal muscle calcium channel subunit alpha-1-like. Gene Ontology annotation, biological process: calcium ion import across plasma membrane. The transcript is spliced from 44 exons. The record is from RefSeq and is a predicted model, not a curated record. NCBI's taxonomy places the organism in Eukaryota, Metazoa, Chordata, Actinopteri, Osmeriformes, Osmeridae. Bases 274 to 5772 code for a protein of 1832 amino acids. Gene Ontology annotation, molecular function: high voltage-gated calcium channel activity; calcium ion binding. Gene Ontology annotation, cellular component: voltage-gated calcium channel complex; membrane.
CAGCCACGGCCAAGGAGAGAAGCUUCUUUGGCUCUGCGGGGAAAAGACGGAGAGUCAGGAAGAGAAAAAGAAGGUGGAGGAGGCAGACGGAAAGCGACAAACAGAACAGAAGUGUUUGAACCUAAGAAGGGCUCCUCCCACGGGAACCAGGAGGGGAAUUUUGGGUACAGGACCCAGAAGCAACACGGUUUUUGGGAUAUAUUCAUUGAGAGGGAGCACUUUUUUUCCACCCCCUUGUGAAUAGGGAAGCCUUCUCGGGCGUAACGGGUCAAGAUGGCCUCUAAUGCUGCCGAGGUGGCGAUGACUUCGUUCAUCAUGAACGAGGACGAGCUGAAGAGGAAGCAGAGGGAGAAGCUGAAGAAGAUGCAGGCCACCGGGGGAAACCCCCGGCCCGUGCGCUCCCUCUUCCUCUUCAACCUCAAGAACCCCUUCCGCAAAGCCUGCAUCAACAUAGUGGAGUGGAAACCCUUUGAGAUCAUCAUCCUGCUGACCAUCUUUGCCAACUGUGUGGCCCUGGCCGUGUUCCUGCCCAUGCCUGAGGAAGACAGCAACAGCACCAACACCAGCCUGGAAAGUCUGGAGUACAUCUUCCUUGUCAUAUUCACAUUAGAGUGCUUUCUGAAGAUAGUGGCGUACGGGCUGGUAUUCCACGAAGGAGCCUAUUUACGGAACUGUUGGAACGUUCUGGACUUUGUCAUCGUCUUCAUGGGUGUCUUCACCGUUGCCUUGGACACCAUCAACCACUUAGCUGGCGUGAACAUGGAGAAGGGCGGGGGCUUCGACAUCAAGGCUCUCCGAGCCUUCAGGGUGUUGAGGCCCCUGCGUCUCGUGUCAGGAGUCCCCAGCCUACAGGUGGUGAUGAACUCCAUCCUCAAGGCUAUGCUGCCCCUCUUCCACAUCGCCUUGCUGGUCUUCUUCAUGGUCACCAUCUACGCCAUUGUGGGCUUGGAGUUCUUCAAGUGCAAGAUGCACAAGACUUGUUAUUACGUUGGCACAGACAUCAUGGCCACAGCGGAGGGGGAGAAGCCGGCUCCGUGCGCCCAGGCCGGCAACGGGCGGCGCUGCCUCAUCAACGGCACCGAGUGUCGGCCGGGCUGGGAGGGUCCUAACCAUGGCAUCACUCACUUUGACAACUUUGGCUUCGCCAUGUUGACCGUGUACCAGUCUAUCACCAUGGAGGGCUGGACAGACGUCCUCUACUGGGUGAACGAUGCCAUAGGUAAUGACUGGCCCUGGCUCUACUUUGUCACGCUCAUCCUGCUAGGCUCCUUCUUCAUCCUCAACCUGGUCCUGGGCGUGCUCAGUGGGGAGUUCACCAAGGAGAGAGAGAAGGCCAAGUCCCGCGGAGAGUUCCAGAAGUUGCGGGAGACCCAGCAGCUGGACGAGGACCUGAAGGGCUACAUGGAGUGGAUCACCCAGGCGGAGGUCUUGGAUGCGGAUCAGGACGGACUCCUGCCGUUGACAGAUGGAUCAGAAACAGACAGUCUUUAUGAACUGGAGGGAAAGAGCCGCGUCAUCUACUACUAUCGCCUGGCUCGGCGUUGGGACCGCUUCUUCCGGAUGAAGUGUCUGGUGUACAUCAAAACCAAGGCUUUCUAUUGGCUGGUGAUCUUCCUGGUCUUCCUCAACACGCUGGCCAUCGCCACUGAACAUCACAACCAGUCCGACUCCCUCACAGCUUUUCAAGACGUUGCCACCAGGGUGCUCCUGGUCCUGUUCUCCCUGGAGAUAUUUGUCCAGUUGUACGCACUAGGUCCCAGGACCUUCUUCAUGUCUCUUUUCAACCGUUUCGACUGCUUCGUGGUGGGGGUGGGCAUCCUGGAGAUCAUCCUGGUCUCUCUGGAGGUCAUGACCCCGCUGGGCAUCUCCAUCCUCAGAUGUAUCCGGCUCCUGAGACUGCUCAAAGUCACCAAGUACUGGACUUCUCUCAGUAACCUGGUGGCCUCCCUCCUCAACUCAGUGCGCUCCAUCGCCUCCCUGCUGCUCCUCCUCUUCCUCUUCAUUGUUAUCUUCUCCCUCCUGGGCAUGCAGGUGUUCGGGGGCAAGUUUAAUUUCCCCGACCAGGAAAUAAAACGCAGCAACUUUGACAACUUCCCUCAGGCCCUCAUCAGUGUGUUCCAGGUGCUGACUGGAGAGGACUGGAACUCCAUCAUGUAUAACGGCAUCUUGGCCUACGGAGGGCCGUCCUUCCCUGGCAUCAUGGUCAGCGUCUACUUCAUCAUUCUCUUUGUCGUCGGAAACUACAUCCUCCUCAACGUCUUCCUGGCCAUCGCCGUGGACAACCUGGCGGAGGCCGAGAGUCUGACUUCGGCUCAGAAAGAGAAGGCAGAGGAGAAGCAGAGAAGAAAGCUGCUCAGAUCCAAAUUUCCUGACAAGGCUGACGAGGAAAAGGAUCGAUUAGCUAAGAAGCUGGCUGAACAGAGGGCAAAGGCCGAUUGCAUUCCUACCACAGCCCAGCUCAAAGUGGAUGAGUUUGAGUCUCAUGUCAACGAAGUGAAAGACCCCUUCCCUCCUGCAGACUUCCCAGGUGACGAUGAGGAGGAGGAGCCAGACAUCCCCAUCAGCCCACGCCCCCGGCCAAUGGCUGACCUCCAGCUGAAGGAGAAGGCGGUGCCCAUGCCUGAGGCAAGCUCCUUCUACAUCUUUGGACCACAGAACAAGUUCCGUAAGCUGUGCCACAAGAUCAUCAACGCCACGCCCUUCACAAACUUCAUCCUCCUCUUCAUCCUCCUCAGUAGUAUCUCUCUAGCAGCUGAGGACCCUAUUGACCCCAGGUCCUUCAGGAACAAGGUCUUGGCUUCUGCAGACAUCGUCUUUACCACUGUGUUCACCAUUGAGAUUGUGCUCAAGAUGACAGUGUACGGAGCCUUCCUGCACAAGGGCUCAUUCUGCCGCAACUCUUUCAACAUACUGGACCUGCUUGUGGUGGGCGUGUCUCUGCUCUCCAUGGGAAUGGAGUCCAGUGCCAUCUCUGUGGUGAAGAUUCUCAGGGUCCUGAGAGUGCUGAGGCCUCUGAGAGCCAUAAACAGGGCCAAGGGGCUAAAGCACGUGGUCCAGUGCAUGUUUGUGGCCAUCAAGACCAUCGGCAACAUCGUGUUAGUGACCAUGCUGCUGGACUUCAUGUUUGCCUGUAUAGGAGUACAGCUCUUCAAGGGCAGAUUCUUUAGUUGCACAGACCCCUCGAAGUUGACGCCAGACCAGUGUCAAGGCCUCUUCAUGAAGCACAUGGAGAACUCCCUUCAUGACAAAGUGCUGGCUCCCAGGGAGUGGAUCAACAGCGACUUCAACUUUGACAACGUGCUCAACGGCAUGUUGGCCCUGUUCACCGUCUCCACGUUCGAGGGCUGGCCUCAGCUGUUGUACAGAGCGAUCGAUUCCAGUGGGGAGGACAUGGGCCCAGUGUACAACAAACGGGUGGACAUCUCCAUCUUCUUCAUCAUCUACAUCAUCCUCAUCGCCUUCUUCAUGAUGAAUAUCUUCGUGGGCUUCGUCAUCGUCACCUUCCAGGAGCAGGGAGAGCAGGAGUACAAGAACUGUGAGCUGGACAAGAACCAGCGCCAGUGUGUCCAGUACGCCCUCAAGGCCGGCCCCCUGAGGUGCUACAUCCCUAAGAACCCUAACCAGUACCGAGUGUGGUACAUCGUCACCUCCUGCUACUUUGAGUACCUCAUGUUCUUCCUGAUCAUGCUGAACACCUUGUGUCUGGGCAUGCAGCAUUGUAACCAGUCGGACCAUGUCACCAAGUUGUCCGACACUCUGAACGUGAUCUUCACGGUGCUCUUCACUGUGGAGAUGGUCUUGAAGCUAAUGGCGUUCAAGGCUCGGGGCUACUUCGGAGACCCGUGGAACGUGUUCGACUUCCUCAUUGUCAUAGGUAGCGUGGUCGAUGUCAUACUGAGCGAGGUCGAUAAUGCCCUGGCUGCCAGUGGAGGACUGUACUGUCUCCAUGGCUGUGCUGAGACAAACCCAAUGCAGGCCAUUGCUGACUCAGAGAACGCCAGAGUGUCCAUCACCUUCUUCAGACUGUUCCGCGUGAUGCGUCUGGUGAAACUGCUCAACCGCUCAGAGGGCAUCCGCAACCUGCUGUGGACCUUCAUCAAGUCCUUCCAGGCUCUACCCUAUGUAGCGCUCCUUAUCGUCAUGCUGUUCUUCAUCUAUGCCGUCAUUGGGAUGCAGGUGUUUGGGAAGGUUGCCUUAGUAGACGGGACGCAGAUCAACCGCAACAACAACUUCCAGACAUUCCCUCAAGCUGUGCUGCUCCUGUUCAGAUGUGCCACUGGGGAGGCGUGGCAGGAAGUGAUGCUGGCCUCCAUGUAUGGGAAGAAGUGCGACCCCAAGUCAGACUUCCUGCCCGGGGAGGAGUACACCUGUGGGGCUAGCUUUGCAGUGUUUUACUUCAUGAGCUUCUACAUGCUCUGUGCCUUCCUGAUCAUUAAUUUAUUUGUGGCUGUGAUUAUGGACAACUUUGACUACUUGACUCGUGAUUGGUCUAUCCUCGGCCCUCAUCAUCUGGAUGAGUUCAAGAAGAUCUGGGCUGAAUAUGACCCUGAAGCCAAGGGCCGGAUUAAACAUCUCGACGUGGUGACUCUGCUACGAAGGAUCCAGCCGCCGCUGGGCUUCGGGAAAUUUUGUCCUCACCGCGCUGCCUGUAAGAGACUGAUCUCCAUGAACAUGCCCCUUAACAGUGACGGAACAGUCACCUUCAAUGCCACCCUGUUCGCUCUGGUCAGAACUGCUCUCAAAAUCAAGACUGAAGGUAACUUUGAGCAAGCCAACGAGGAGUUGAGAGCCAUCAUAAAGAAGAUCUGGAAACGCACCAGUAUGAAACUGCUAGACCAAGUCAUACCGCCCAUCGGAGAUGAUGAGGUCACGGUGGGGAAGUUCUACGCCACUUUCCUGAUCCAGGACCACUUCCGGAAAUUCAUGAAGCGUCAGGAGGAAUAUUACGGUUACCGUCUGACCAAGAAGAGCUCCGACGAGGUCCAGGCCGGUCUGAGGAGCAUCGAGGAGGAGGCAGCGACGGAGCUCCACAGAGCCAUCUCAGGAGACCUGCUGAACGAGGAGGAGUUGGAGCGAGCCAUGAACGAGGCUGCCGAGGGGGCCAUCUACAGGCGUAAUGGCGGCCUGUUCGGGAACCAAGUCGACCCGUUCUCCUCGGAGCCCAGCAGCCCCUCGGCCACCCAGAUGACCAGCCAUCGGCCGCUGCAGUUCUCCGAGAGUCGCCGCGAAGAUGUCGAGUCACCGCCCGGCUCCGCCUUCCGGCCCGGCCAGGAGUUCUUCCCCGCGACGCCGCGGGCAACGCAGAACAACAGCAACAACAACGCUUAUGUAUACGAGAGAGAGGGAAGACCCCAGACCUACUCUUUCAGAGAAGAUCCAGAUCCUGAUACCAAGCACUUCUCCGACAUCACAGUGAGAACAGACGUGAGUCAGUUUCCCUGUGACCUGAGCUACGCUGACAGCCAGGCCCACUGCCCCCCCGGGGCUGCCGCCAUGCCCGCAGCAGCCGACCAGCUCAUCCAGGAGGCCUUGAUGGUGGGUGGUCUGGACUCCCUCGCCAAGGACCCCACAUUUGUGUUGGUGGCCAAACAGGAAAUGGCGGAGGCCAUGCACAUGCCGGUAACUGACAUGGAGGGCGUGGCCCAGGGCAUCCUCAACGGACGCAGUGGCCGAGUCACCGCCGUUAAGAGGAAGAGGCGCCCGAUCCCCAUCCCUCCCUCGGUCCCUGCCAGUACGGAACAGGAGAGCGCACAUGCCGACACUUCCGUCUAGUAUGCUUGUCAACCAAUUGCUGUUGUCAGCGGAUCAUAUGACUUUACAUUUGACGAGGCUGUGCAGGUGACCUCACAGCAUAAUCUAGCCGCGUGUGUUGCGCUGGAGAUGGAAUAAACCAACUAACCAGGUUAAGGGUCGAGCUAACUGACUAGCUCAGGGUAAUCUAACUGACUAACAAGGAUAAACGAUAUUUUGUUCAUCCUCACAGCAUCUCAGGCGCCCUGGUUGAUUUCAACAAAUAAAAGACUUCACUUAUGUGAAAGUA